CUAAAGUGUGUAUGCCAGUUGUGUGAGCAUACAAACUUCACCUGCCAAACUGAAGGAGCGUGCUGGACUUCAGUCAUGCUGACUAAUGGCAAAGAAGAAGUGAUAAAGUCGUGUGUAUCUCUUCCAGAAUUGAAUGCUCAAGUGUUCUGCCAUAGUUCUAAAAAUGUAACCAAAACAGAGUGCUGCUACACUGACUUUUGCAACAACAUAACACUCCAUCUGCCAGCAGCUUCAGAAUCCUCAAGCAGACCAAACCUAGGACCUCUGAUGCUGGCCAUGAUAGUUGCUAUCCCAGUUUGUAUCUUGUCUCUAGCUGUAAUGCUGACUAUAUGUAUACGUCAAGGUCGCUACUGUGCAUACAGAAAGAAAAAGCGACAAAAUAUUGAAGAGCCCCUAUCUGAAUGUAACCUUGUAAACUCUGGAAAAACUCUUAAAGAUCUUAUUUAUGAUAUGACAACAUCUGGGUCUGGAUCUGGUUUACCUCUGCUAGUGCAAAGAACAAUUGCAAGGACUAUUGUUCUUCAGGAAAUAGUAGGAAAAGGUCGAUUUGGUGAAGUCUGGCGUGGAAAAUGGUGCGGGGAAGAUGUUGCUGUAAAAAUCUUCUCUUCAAGGGAUGAAAGGUCUUGGUUUCGUGAGGCGGAAAUCUAUCAAACAAUUAUGCUGAGACACGAAAAUAUCCUGGGUUUUAUUGCUGCUGAUAACAAGGAUAAUGGAACUUGGACUCAGCUUUGGCUUGUGUCUGAAUAUCAUGACCAAGGCUCCUUGUUUGAUUAUUUAAACAGAAAUACUGUGACAAUAGAUGGGAUGAUUAAACUGGCACUUUCAAUAGCCAGUGGCCUAGCACAUCUUCACAUGGAAAUAGUUGGUACACAAGGCAAACCAGCUAUUGCACACAGAGAUAUGAAAUCCAAAAACAUCCUGGUGAAAAAAAAUGAAACCUGUGCCAUUGGAGACUUGGGGCUGGCUGUUAAGCAUGAUUCUGUAUUGAACACAAUUGACAUACCUCUGAAUCCUAGAGUGGGAACAAAGAGGUACAUGGCUCCUGAAAUACUUGAUGAUGUAAUGAACAUAAAUAUCUUUGAAUCUUUCAAGCAUGCAGACAUAUACUCUCUUGGUCUGGUGUACUGGGAGAUAUCACGAAGAUGCUCAAUUGGAGGACUUGUUGAGGAGUACCAGUUGCCUUUUUAUGAUGUUGUGCCUUCUGAUCCUUCAGUAGAAGACAUGAGAAGGGCAGUUUGUGAACAAAAACUUAGGCCAAAUAUUCCAAACCAGUGGCAAAGUUGUGAGGCACUCAGAGUCAUGGGCAGAAUAAUGCGUGAGUGCUGGUACGCUAAUGGAGCAGCCCGUCUCACUGCACUUCGCAUUAAGAAGACUAUUUCACAGCUCUGUGUACAGGAAGAUUGCAAAGCCUAAACAAGUGAUUGGAAGAAAAGAAGGGUAGAUAGAAGGAAUCAUUGUGUUCAUCUUUGUGUGUGUGUGUGUGUGUGUGUGUGCGUGUGGUGUGUUGUGUGUGUCUGUGUUUUCUUUUACCUACCUCACAUAUAUACGGUAUGGUAUUUAAGUGCCCGAACCACAGCACUGAAAAAUAGCUUUAUAGUUGACCUCAGGCAAAUGCAGCUUCUAGUUGAUGUUUGUUUGUUUUUUUAAUACAGCAAGUCACUGACUCACCUUGGUUUUCUUAAGGAAAGUAGUUAAUAGAAAAAUAGCAGAACUGAUCUAAGAAAUAAUAUUAGAACUUAAAAUACAUUUCACUGUUCCUAAGACUUUUCUUCUUUUUAGAAUCAAAAUACAUUGUAGGUGAGUUGCUGCAUGGCUUUAAGAAAUGGAUUGGGGGAAAAUCCCAUGAAUUUUUUUUGUCAAACCAAAAAAAAGUAGCAGAACAAAUAUAUUGAGCAUCUUAGGUAUUUUACUUAGCGUUGUGGAGAAUAGCUGUCAGUGAAGUGCAUUUAUAUGUUUUUAGACUAUAAUGAUCACUUACUAACCAAACAAAGAGAAAUAUUCCAUUGAACUUGUGUACUGUGAAAGCAAAGUAAAUGCAUUGUUGUUUUUUAAGUAUUUUUUUUAAUUACAGCUUUAUCUGAAAAAAUGUAGGUAACGUUGGUAGUAUUUUUGUUAUGUACCCUUAUGAGCUGAUUGUUCCAAAAUGCCAGGCUAGGACCAAAUUUUCUAUUUUGUACUAGUGAGGAAAUAUAAUGUGGGGAGUAUUUUGUUAGCCUUUGUGGCUAAAAUUUUGAUAGGACCUCUUCUGUAUUAUCUGAAAAGAAUGUAUUUUUAACUGACAUUUUGCAAAGUAUUAGUUGAUCUAGAGAGUGCCUUUUGUUGGGGACUAGGAUGAGCUAACAAAGUUAAUUUCUGAAAAAACUCAGCAUCCUGGAUGAAAUUUUUACAUGCACAGACCCAUACUUAACAACUUGCACUCUACGGAGGCCAGCAUAGAUGGCUAUUCUUAAGGUGGGCCUGGGUGGUUUCCACAGUUUGGAAUUGUGUAGAGGGAGUGUCUUCAGCACCCGGAGUGAGUGGUACGGGCACUCCUCAUGAUCUAAACCUGAAUGACAGUAGUACAGUCCCUGUGAUCUGACCCAGCUUUAGCCUUUAGAGAACUUAUUCCCUCACCCAGAGCUUGAGUUCCCACACUAACCCAUUUUCUUAUGUGUAUAAAUAUAUUUUUAAGUACAGCCCAGUAGUAUAUAAAUGGGUGGGUGAGUGAGGCACAAGCCCUGCGUGCUGUCUAAGGGAGAGGUGCCAGAAUAGGAUUAGGGGGUGUCUUACUUUCCUGUCCCCCAUCCUGUCCCUUAUACCCUGUCUCUUCUCUGCAUUGGUCCAGUUCUGGCUCU
Messenger RNA from Gavialis gangeticus (Gharial), 2834 nucleotides. It is a transcript of the gene ACVR1C, whose product is annotated as activin A receptor type 1C. The record is from RefSeq and is a predicted model, not a curated record. Gene Ontology annotation, cellular component: activin receptor complex; plasma membrane. Lineage: Eukaryota; Metazoa; Chordata; Crocodylia; Gavialidae. The transcript is spliced from 8 exons. Bases 76 to 1413 code for a protein of 445 amino acids. Gene Ontology annotation, biological process: cellular response to growth factor stimulus; activin receptor signaling pathway; nervous system development. Gene Ontology annotation, molecular function: ATP binding; activin receptor activity, type I.